AUGGAAGAUGAAGGAACAUAUUCCAAGAAAACUUUAGAAGAAUGUUCAUACAGAUAUUUGCAGCAACUAGCGAAAUCAAUGAAGCUUCCUUGUAAUGUUAAGAAGAUAUACCUGAUUGAACUCAUAUGGGCCAAAAAAUUCAGUUCGGCAAGUGAGGUGAAGAGCAUUGUGCAACGAGUUAAAUUGGAGCGAGAGCAACAUAGUAUGGCACAGGUUAGAAAGAGAAGCAACAAAGCUAAAUUGAAGUUAAUAAACAUUUCUGAAUUACAGAAUGCAGAAAUAUAUUCAUUAAGUAAACGAACACCAUCUCCACCCAUAACGGCAACGCCAAGGCGACCUGGCAACAUGCUGUUACAUUGCAGUCCAGAUCUGGGACAAACUGUUAUCAAAUACAAACCGAAACAAAGUCUGUCCCAUAUACCACAUAGAACAUAUCCUUCACCGAAGGCACCGAACGGAAGUGAUAGAGUGUUACGAAGUUUUAAUUUGAAAAGAUUAAAUAAAAAUUCAGGCAUUUUGAACAUAAAUGACACCGUAGUUGGGAUGAUUAAAACUCAGCAAAGAAUCAAUCCAAAAGAAACUCGCAUUGAAAUCGUGAGUCGUGAGGGAAACUACCCAAAAUUUAAUGUGACUGCAAAAUGUUUGGUGAAAAAACACAGGCCGAGCAUACUAAGUUCCAGUACUUUGAGCGCUGUUAAGACUUGUGAAAGCAGACAAUUGGUACCUGUAUAUAAUGGGAAUACUUCUCCACCAGCUAAGAGACAAAGAUCAAUUAGCGGGAUUUAUCCUUUAGUUCAUGAAGAAACAACAAACAGAUGUGAUUACCUGCAGAGUGUUGGCUUACGAGGCAGAGACGGGAAAAUGGCGAGAAUACAUGCAUUAAUACAAAGACGCUCAACGUUUACAGAAAAUUACGACAUACUAAACAUGCGUACCCCUGAAAUUAAUCUACAAGAUGUAAUCAAUUGCAAGAUUGAUGCUCAAAAUCUUGCUAGUACAAAUUUAAUGGAGUUUGUUUUAGCAGAUACAAAUAUUAACAAUAACUUUUUGCAACUACCUUAUCCAACUAAUCUAGACAAUCAGGAAAAUGUAGCGCAAAAUUUAGAACUAUUGAACAACAAGCAGAAUGUUAUUGAAAAGGAUGUGUCUGAUGAUAUGCAUUCAGUGUAUUAUCAUAAAAAAAUUAGGGCGGAACAAGUGAGGUGUAAUCAGUUUUUAGGCAACAGGGAGCAGAUUGUGGAAAAUCAGACAUUGCCCAAAAUUAAUGAGGUCUUCACAAAGUUCAAGGAUGUCACACAACCUUUGCAUGUUCAAGUUAGCAAUGAAUCCGACAGAAUACUCAAUAACCCAGUAUAUGUACCAAGAAAUAAUACCAACACAUGGAUGCUGGAAAAUAUUUACAAUAUCCGGAGUCAAUUCCUGAUCAAUCAGCCGUUGUUGCCAGUUGCAACAACAUCAAGCACAAAGUGUGUUUACAGCACACCGAUUUUGACUUCUGCAGCGGCGCAACCGACUUCCACUGUUGUAUCCAGCGAACGCUAUUCUUCUUUAGAGGCGGAUAGUCGGUACAGAAAUUACAGUGAUGACAAUAUACCGCGUCUCUCGGAGUUCCUCAGGUUUCCACAACAGAACGCGCAUGGAAACGAUUACGCGUAUAAUGAAGAGCUUAAUACUUCAGCGUCAUCGAUGGACACAUCACAAUCUCAAGGGCUGGGCGCUUGUGUUACAAUACCCGAAAUGGUAGAAGAUGCUCUUGAGAUCAUCAGCCAAGAUGGCGACUAUAUGGAGCGCAUAGGAAUGGACAUAAGGGUACAAUGCAUCCUUUGCUCUUGGGCUGGACCCAAGAUUAUGCUGGAAUAUCAUAUUAAAAAGGAGCAUUCAAGCCAAAUCUACAAACAGUAUAAAAACGAAUGGAAUAUUACGUUUACUUUAGGAAGCCUGGUGCAAUGUCAGCUUUGGCUCAGUCAAGUUAUAGAAUACGAUUCUGUACUCUAUGUUCUAAGCGCUAAGUACGAAGAUCCCGAUUGUUUUAUGGCCUCUUUAUCUAUCUUAACAACAGAAGAAAGCAUACAUAAAGUUGGAUCAAUUACAUUGUACAACAAAGUAUCUGGCGAGCCAUAUUUAUGGGAGGGGGUUAUACAACCACUCCCCUCCAACUUGCCCUACUACAAUGAUUUACAUUGCUUAAAGCUAGAAUUGUCUAGACUAGAUCUUUUACCUAAUAGCGCUAAUCUAAAACUACUAAAUCGUGAAUUAGUAAUCAAUUCCCCUAACAAAGUGGUAGUGGGGCAGCCAGAGUUGAAUGAUAUACAUAUUAUUUUAUUUAUUAAAAUAUUGGACUGA
Molecule: messenger RNA, 2343 nt
Organism: Parnassius mnemosyne (clouded apollo)
Lineage: Eukaryota; Metazoa; Arthropoda; Insecta; Lepidoptera; Papilionidae
Source: the annotation of a GenBank genome assembly